AUGGGCAUCGCAUCGCCGUCGCAUCUCGCUCGCCGUUGUGUGACUUGACCUCUCUCUCGAUCUGCUCGUGUUCGGCCUCUGAAUCUCCGAGAGGAUGUCGUGCUGCGGAGGCAACUGCGGGUGCGGCUCCGGCUGCAAGUGCGGCUCCGGCUGCGGAGGGUGCAAGAUGUACCCGGACACGGCUGAGCAGGGCACCACCACCACCCAGACUGUCAUCAUGGGCGUUGCACCGACCAACAAGGGGCACGCCGAGGGCGGGUUCGAGGCCGGCGCCGGAGCCGAGAAUGGCUGCAAGUGCGGCGACAACUGCACCUGCAACCCCUGCACCUGCGGCAAGUGAGGAGCUCAUGGCCAUGGCCGGACCGGACGAGAUCUCGGAAGGACGAAGCUAGUAUAGCAGUGUUUGUGUAUUCGUCGUUCGUUUGUCUGAAAGUAUGUGUGGCAUGCACGCUUAAUAACAGUGUUGCGCGUGCUGCUAGUAGCUGGUACUGAAGGAGAACAAUAAUGAUGGUACUGAGAUGUCGCCGUCGUGUCCUUCCCUCCCCGGCCGGGCACCUGUGGGGUGCUCUAGCAGUGUGUCGUUUGGUACUCUGAUCUGUGGCAGGCAGGCCAUGCUCUGAUCUGUGGUGAAUGUGUGUGGCCUGCUUGAUGUCCCUGGUGUUGUAACCAUCCAUCUAUAUCUAUCUACAUCCAUCUUGUGUGCUCGA
Molecule: messenger RNA, 707 nt
Organism: Panicum hallii
Lineage: Eukaryota; Viridiplantae; Streptophyta; Magnoliopsida; Poales; Poaceae
Product: metallothionein-like protein 2A
Exons: 3
Coding region: 95-340 (81 amino acids)
Molecular function (GO): metal ion binding
Source: RefSeq, a predicted model, not a curated record